This is a messenger RNA of Brachypodium distachyon (stiff brome), 4099 nucleotides long. RefSeq names its product protein translocase subunit SECA2, chloroplastic. Gene Ontology annotation, molecular function: ATP binding; ABC-type protein transporter activity. NCBI's taxonomy places the organism in Eukaryota, Viridiplantae, Streptophyta, Magnoliopsida, Poales, Poaceae. The record is from RefSeq and is a predicted model, not a curated record. Gene Ontology annotation, biological process: protein targeting; protein import. The coding region runs from base 323 to 3589 and encodes 1088 amino acids. The transcript is spliced from 30 exons. Gene Ontology annotation, cellular component: chloroplast envelope; membrane.
CGGGGAAUCGGGGAUGGCAAGCGCGGGCGUCAGCUGCAGGGGGGAAAAGAAGAACAUGGAGAGGUGGAAGACGACCUGACAGGCGGGCCCGACUGUCAGAGAGAAGGGAGAGCAGAGCUCAGCAGUUGGUUAAUUGACGGUCCGAAUUAGAAGAUACACUUCCAGGAGCGUAUAGAUGUAUAAAAAAACUGUAUAUUAGUCAUUUAAUGUUUUUUAUUUCCUGAUUUCGUCCAAAACGUAAGUUUAAGAACUAACUUGCACAUGCUUCUCAAGUCAAGGGACUUUACUCUUUAUACUAGCAUAAAAAACAAUAUUCAACCGUAUGCCCCAAUUUCCUGAGUUGAUGGCCCCACAUGUAAGCCUUCCUCCCUCCCUCUCCCUGCUCUCUCCGUGGUCUCUCGCUUCCAUGGCCACCGCUUCCUCCUCCUCCCUCUCCUCCCAUCCCACCUUCCUCCUCCUCCCGGCCCCGGCGCGCCGCCUCUCCCCCAACUCCACGCCCACUCCCCUAGCCAAGCCCCAGAGAAGUACCCGGAAGCCUCCUCCCAUCUCCUGCACCGCCGCCACUUCCCCUUCCCCCGCCACCACCACCGCCGCCGCUGCGGCCAAGGGAGGUUCCUGGAGGGACCUAUGCAGCCUCAACGCCUGGGUGGUCCGCGACUACCACCGUCUCAUCGCCGCCGUCAGCGCGCUCGAGCCGCCGCUUCGGAGGCUUUCCGACGAACAGCUGAAGGGGAAGACGGAAGAGUUCCGCGCGCGCCUGGGCCGUGGGGAGACUCUCGCUGACGUCCAGGCUGAGGCGUUUUCUGUGGUGAGGGAGGCGGCGAGGAGGACGCUCGGCAUGCGGCACUUUGAUGUUCAGAUUAUUGGUGGUGCCGUGCUUCAUGAUGGGUGCAUCGCGGAGAUGAAGACUGGUGAAGGGAAAACACUCGUGUCGACUUUGGCAGCUUAUCUCAAUGCUCUGACAGGGGAUGGGGUUCAUGUGGUGACUGUAAAUGAUUAUUUGGCUCAGCGAGAUGCUGAAUGGAUGGGUCGUGUUCAUCGUUUUCUUGGUCUAACUGUCGGUCUCAUUCAGGCGGGUAUGAAGUCUGAUGAGAGGAGAGCCAACUACAGGUGUGAUAUUACAUACACCAACAACUCGGAGCUUGGAUUUGAUUAUCUUCGUGACAACCUAUCACGAAAGAAAGAACAGCUAGUUAUGAGAUGGCCAAGGCCCUUCCAUUUUGCUAUUGUGGAUGAAGUCGACUCGGUGCUUAUAGAUGAAGGAAGAAACCCAUUGUUAAUAAGUGGAGAGGAUAAUCGAGAAGCAGCACGGUAUCCAGUUGCUGCCAAAGUUGCAGACCUUCUCAUGGAGGGUGCUCAUUAUACUGUAGAGCUGAAGGGCAAUAAUAUAGAUCUAACAGAGGACGGAGUUUCUUAUGCAGAGAUGAUUCUUGGCACCAAUGAUCUGUGGGAUGAGAAUGAUCCAUGGGCAAGAUUUGUGAUGAACGCAUUGAAGGCUAAAGAGUUCUACCGCAGGGAUGUACAGUACAUUAUCAGGAAUGGAAAAGCUCUCAUAAUUAACGAGCUAACUGGCCGAGUCGAAUCGAAAAGAAGAUGGUCUGAUGGUAUUCAUCAAGCAAUAGAAGCGAAAGAAGGCCUCAAAAUACAGGCAGAUUCAGUAAUUGUGGCUCAAAUUACGUAUCAGUCUCUGUUUAAGCUUUACCCUAAGCUUUCUGGGAUGACAGGUACUGCUAAGACAGAGGAAAAGGAAUUUCUGAAGAUGUUUAAGAUGCCAGUUAUCGAGGUGCCCACGAAUCUGCCAAAUAUACGGGUGGACUUGCCUAUCCAAGCUUUUGCGACUCUAAGAGGUAAAUGGCAAUAUGUCCGGGAAGAGGUUGAGUCUAUGUUUCAAUUGGGUCGUCCUGUUUUAGUUGGAACUACAAGUGUUGAGAGUUCGGAAUACUUGUCAGAUCUUCUUAAAUGCCGUAAUAUUCCUCACAAUGUACUUAAUGCGAGGCCAAAGUAUGCUGCAAGAGAAGCUGAGAUAAUUGCACAAGCUGGAAGGAAACAUGCAAUUACAAUUUCAACAAACAUGGCUGGCAGAGGAACAGAUAUCAUUUUAGGUGGUAACCCUAAGAUGCUUGCAAAAGAGAUUUUAGAAGAUAAUAUACGUCCAUUUCUGACUCAUGACAUCCCAGAUGUUGAAACUGAAGGGGAGUCCACAUCCCACAAGGGUCUCUCCAAGAUAAAACUUGGGCCAUCAUCGCUAGCCCUGCUUACCAAAGCUGCAAUCAUGGCAAAAUAUGUUCAAAAAAGUGAAAGAAAUGAAUGGUCUUUUCAAAAGGCAAAAUCCACUAUUGCGGAGUCUAUUGAGAUGAGUAAUACGAUUGGGAUGGAGAAACUACAAGAGCGUGUGGCUGAAGUGACUGAGAUGUACCCUCUUUGUGAUGCAAUAGCACUUGCUUACAUCACUGUCUUAACGGAUUGUGAAAUUCAUUGUUUGACGGAAGGUGCUGAGGUGAAGGCAUUAGGUGGGCUUCAUGUAAUAGGAACUUCUUUGCAUGAAUCACGCCGAAUAGAUAACCAAUUACGUGGUAGGGCUGGGAGACAAGGUGAUCCUGGGUCCACACGGUUUAUGGUGAGCUUACAAGAUGAAAUGUUCCGGAAGUUUAAUUUGGACACUGAAUGGGCCGUGAGGCUUAUAUCAAGGAUAACAAAUGAUGAAGACAUAGCCAUCGAGAGCAAUGCUGUUGUAAAACAGCUUUUAGGCCUUCAAAUCAAUGCAGAGAAGUAUUAUUUCGGCAUAAGGAAAAGUCUUGUUGAGUUUGAUGAAGUCCUGGAGGUCCAAAGAAAACACGUCUAUAGUCUUAGACAGGUGAUAUUAUCAGGUGACUCUGAAAGCUGCAGUGAACAAAUUUUCCAGUACAUGCAAGCUGUAGUCGAUGAAGUUAUUUUGGGAAAUGUUGAUGCCCAGAAGCCACCUAAAACAUGGAAUUUGGCAAAGCUUUUGGAUGAGUUUAUCAGUCUAGGCGGGAAUUUUCUGACCGAAACAUUCAAGGAGAUACAAGAGGAAGACCUACAAUUAUCUGUUGAGCAAAUACUUGAAUAUGCCUCUUUAGAGACUGAUAAUUUUUCUCUCCCAAACAUGCCUGUACCACCUAAUGCAUUCAGAGGAAUCCGUAAGAAAAUAUCUUCAGUAAAGCGGUGGUUCGCCAUUUGUGUUGAUGAUUCAUCAAAGAAAGGGAGAUAUACAAACACUGUCAAUCUACUUCGGAAAUAUUUUGGGGAUUUUCUAAUAGCUACCUACCUUGAUGUGCUGCAAGAGUCUCGUUAUCAUGAUGCCUACAUUAGGGGAAUUGAGAGGGAAGUACUUCUGAAGACACUUGAUGCUCUGUGGAAGGACCAUUUGGUUAACAUGAACAAGCUUAGUUCUGCGGUGAAUGUUCGGAGCUUUGGGCAUAGAAAUCCUCUAGAGGAGUAUAAGAUUGAUGGCUGUCGGUUUUUCAUCUCAAUGCUGAAUACCACACGGCGACUGACAGUGGAAUCUCUACUCCAUUACUGGUCAUCUCCAAUGGAAUCUGAAGAGAUUUUCAACACUGCGGACGGAUAACUGAAAAACAUCAAUAUUAUGAAAAUUAUCUUCCUGAAGAGACUACUACUCAUUCAUGGCUGUUCAUCAGAUGCAAUAACCUAUUACUCGAACUUGUCUUCAGUCAAGAUCAGCAUCUUUAUUCCUCAUCAACAGAGAAGUUUCUAACACAAGCUUGUCUCAUAUGGCAGCCACCCACAUUAGGCUUUCACAUGGGGGCCUUCCCUAACUGUCUUGGACUGUCUUAGAUAAGAUAGACACCACCAUUCUUUAGUACUCCACAGUAGAUUACUCCAGGGAUAUGAGUUUUGACACCUCUCAGCUGAUUAUACAUGUCGUUUGCACAAUAGUGUUGCCUGUACCACACCAUGUAAUUUUUUUGACCUAUGCUCACAUCUCAAUGCAAAUCCAGGAUCCGAGGAUUGGAUCCAGCUGAUUAUACAUGAAGUUUGCACAAUAUUGUUGCGUGAAACAAUUUCUUGAACCACUGCUUGAUUGCCUGUUAGAACUUUGAAGCAAAAUACUUCGCGA